This is a messenger RNA of Aphanomyces invadans, 1492 nucleotides long. RefSeq lists its product as hypothetical. The record is from RefSeq and is a predicted model, not a curated record. Lineage: Eukaryota; Oomycota; Saprolegniomycetes; Saprolegniales; Verrucalvaceae. The coding region runs from base 34 to 1395 and encodes 453 amino acids. The transcript is spliced from 4 exons.
CAUCACUUCGUUCCUCUCGAUACUUUGCCCAUCAUGGCAGCCGCGGAUGAUGGGAACGCCGCUGCGAUGACGCUGCAACUGCUGCAGUACAUGCGCGAGACGACAGUACCAAGUCCUAGCGUGUGGCAAGAUCGCACACUCUUCGUGAAAGAGUGGCUUCUUCUUCAAAACAGCUUGGACAAUAUUCCAGACGACGGCGCUGAAGAUCUCAUCCAUAGACAAAUCCGUCGCGGCGAUCUCUACCCUGCGACGCGCGAUCGCUGCUGGAGUCAUUUAGUGCUUGAGCUCCGAGAAGUGCCAGCGGUGAAACUGCUGUUGGAGGAUUUGCCUGAGCCUGCAGAGAAUGUCAGCCCAAGUCGCGGCAAACUCCGACCAGGCAAGGAACUUGUGGUGCUCCCGAACAAAGGCGAGGCAGUACCGUUGCUGCAGCUCCCCGAUGGUGCUGUGGAAGAUGGAGCGGAGGGUGGUGGCAGCGGUGGUGGGGACGGCUCCCAACGAAGCAAUACCAAGCCUUUGUCAAUUUCCAAGGAAAAGACAUUCUCGAGCAUGAGCAUGAUGGAACGCCAGGCGGAAUGGCUGCGCAAGAAGCAAGAAAAAGUCGACGCGGAGGAGAAGAGGCAGCGUGAAGAAAAGGAAAAGGAGCUCACGUUCAAGCCGAAUCUGCUCAAUAGACGGCAAACCAUGUCGGACAAGCCGGAGGACAAAGGCCCGAAACCUGCUUCUGUCGUCAAGCAAAAUUCGUUCAACGAAAAGAAGCUCGAGAAUGCCGCCAAGAGCGUGUCGUUCAAGGAGUCGCGCCCACAAGGCACCACAUCAGAUGCGGAAAAGCGGCCAGUGUCGCGAAGCCUUGUCGAGAAACCCAAGCAGCCCAAACCACCGAAACCUGUUCUGAAGAAGAAGAAAUCUACCGGCAAAGGGGUGGACGCGAAGCUGGAAGUCACGUCGCAUCUAUUAAACGGCAUACGAUCCGAGCUUAAAGCGUCCAAGGCCAUGACACUAGAUGGUGAUACCGGCAACGAUGACGACGACGACGAUGAUGAUCUCGAGCCUGGCGAGGAGCCCAAGGAGGACGACGACAACGUCGAAGACGAUGAAACGGCAUUGUUUCCAGGAGCCGCCGGCGACUACAAGAUCGACUUCUCCGGUAUGGAAACCAAAGCGCGUUUGGUCCUUCAAGAUGCGUCGCUGUUUGAGCUGAAUUCCAUGUAUCGCAAGACGGACAAAGCGGCCGGCCGCGAGGGUAUCGCUCUGCAAAUGGGUCGACGCGAAGACAACCACGAAGAACAAGUCGUGGCCGUGAUAUUCGACAAGGAGAAGAUCUCCGAGGCCGAUGCGCAGAAGUGGUGGCUUGAUCACAUGGCCCGAUUCUUCGAAGUCCCGCACAACAACCCUUGAACUUCACUUCAACUGAAUUUCUAAAGUGCGAUCUGUGAAGUACGAGGAACGUAUGCUUUGAUAAGUACGCAUGCAAAUACGUACUUUGUCGAGAUUU